AUGCCCCAAGCUACAGUGCCCACGCGCCGCCACACGCGUCGGCAACGCUUGGGUGUCCAAAGCGAUAUCGCAUCGCCGGAAAACUUCCAAAUCGAGAGCCAAGACUCCUACCCUAGUGGCCGGAAUCGCGAUCGCAAUACCGGCCGAAAUCCAAUUCGUAAAUCGAGUUGCCUACACUACAAAUUGAUCAAUUUCUACCCAACAGGCAGCCAGAGCUCAGAAAAUAGGUGGAAAUCCAUACCUCAAUCACUUGAAACGGUGGCCGGAGGAGGGAGAUCGAUCCGGCGAAGUUUCAAGCGAAAACCGGCCAAAAACCUGCAUUUUCCGGCGACUGGAGCGGCGGCCGAUGUCGGGGAAGGGCCGGGUCAUGACACCGGGGCUGAGCCGGUCAUUUUGGCACCGGUCCCGUCCGCAUCCGUGGCCGGUGGCCGGAGUUGCGAGGGAGGAGGGCGACAGCUGUCGCGCGGAGGAGAGAGAGAGCACCCCCGAGAGAGAGAGUUUUCAGAUUUUAUUCAAAAUCCAUUUCGAAAUAUUUACGAUUAUGCCACUGAGGGUAUUUUGAUCGUAUCUCUCUCGUCACAACUCCAAUUCGAGCCCACUACGUGUCUACGGACUCAUCUCACCGCGCUCUACGCAACGGACCGGGUCAUUACAUGCUCCUCGCAGAGUCAUCGCGAACACUUUGCACAUCAGGGCGUCGUCUGCCUUGUACAGGAUCAUGGCGCUCUUGAAGUGCCUCAAAUGGCUCUUAGGGUCAGAGUCCCCUUUAAUGAAGUGAUGGAUGGAGUUGUAAACCGCUUCGGCGGCGGUGCUCGUUCCACCUCGUCUGUAAAGGGCAAGCAGUCAACUCGAUCAAUUUCCUUGCACAGGGCCUCCUCCGUCCUUCCUUUGAGUCGGAGACCUCGGAGUUGGUCCUUUACAAGCUUCUCGACAUCCUCUGCUCGUAGGGUGGAGUCUCGGGCCGAACGACUUCGGUGCCUCGAGCGCGACUAG
Messenger RNA from Prunus armeniaca (apricot), 993 nucleotides. The record is from the annotation of a GenBank genome assembly. NCBI's taxonomy places the organism in Eukaryota, Viridiplantae, Streptophyta, Magnoliopsida, Rosales, Rosaceae.